Messenger RNA from Nezara viridula (southern green stink bug), 1627 nucleotides. Lineage: Eukaryota; Metazoa; Arthropoda; Insecta; Hemiptera; Pentatomidae. The record is from the annotation of a GenBank genome assembly.
GCUGUUUCUUUCAAUUUUUCUGACAUUUAUUAAAUUAAUUUCAAUUAUUUAUUAGUUUUGAAUAAAAUUUUAAUAUUAUUUUCAGUUUAUAUACAUAAAAUAAUGUGUGAAUAUAAAUUUGAAAUAACCCUGAAAAAUCAUCUUUUCUUACAUAGUUAUGAGUAAAUCAUUGUAUAUUCCGUUGUAAUUGAAUUAAUUCAUUAUGGCAGAGCUUACAGAAAGUGCUGAAGAACUGCUUAGAACAGGAAUAAAUAUUUUUAUUAAUUUAUACAACAACCAGUUUCCUACAGAGUUUGGAUGGGCUCCUGGAAGGGUAAAUUUAGUUGGUGAACAUACUGAUUACAAUAAUGGAUACGUAUUUCCAAUGGCUCUACCUAUGGUUACAAUGGUGAUAGGAGCACAAAACUAUUCUUCCAAGAUCCGUGUUUACACUCACAAUCCUGCUAUUGAACGAUGCAGUGUUACUUUUAAAGUACCUGAUGAAGUAGAUUUGACUCGUGGAGAGCCUGAUUGGGCAAACUACAUUAAGGGAACUGUGUCCUAUUUCCAAGGUGCAAAAAUACCAGGGUUUAAUGCCGUAAUCAUGUCAUCCAUCCCUCUAGAGGUAGGAUUGGGAGGAAGUGCUGCUCUUGUGAUUGCGACUUAUAACUUUCUUGAAAACUUAACUGGUGUCAAAACUAAAGAUUUGUUGACAAAGGCUCUCAUUUGUCAAAGCGUUGAACAUUGUUUUGCUCAACAUCCAUGUGGACUUAUGGACCAAUUUUGUGGAAUUUUUUCUCGUAAGGGCCAUGCACUCCUCUUUGACUGCAUGUACCUGAAUUGUAAUAAUGUUCCAUUUAACGAUCCAGACAUUACUGUACUUAUUAUUAACUCCAAUAUUACCAAGAGAGUUGGUACUAAGUAUAUUGUUAGAAGGAACCAGUGCUUUAUAGCUGCAAAGAUUAUGAAUUAUGAUUCUCUCCGAGAAUGUGGAACAAGGGAUCUUUUAAAAUAUCGAACGAAAAUGGAAGAUGUUGUUUUUCGUCGUGCUAGGCAUGUUAUUUCUGAAAUGAAUCGUACUAUUGAAGCAUCUCAAGCUUUGAAACUAAAAGACUAUUAUUCUUUAGGGCUGCUCAUGACACAGAGCCACCAUUCCCUAAGAGAUGAUUUCGAAGUUUCCUGUUCUGAAAUUGAUGAUCUUGUCGAGAUCACACUUAAAGCCAAAGGUGUUUAUGGAUCAAGGAUCACUGGGUCUGGGUUUGGAGGCUGCACUGUAUCACUUGUGAAAACGCAAAAUGUGAAGGACAUAAUUCAGUAUAUAAAGAAUAAUUAUCAAGGAUCAACAGCUAAUUUCUACACUGUUAAAGCCUUUGGAACUGAUUUUAUUAUGGAUCCGUCAUUAGAUAUAAUUGUUAAAGAACAUUUAUGAAUUAAGUUUUAUAAUUACUGAAAAUUCAAAUGUUUACUUUGUUCGAAGUAAUCUUCAUAUUUACUCUACCUGUUAGGCAGUACUGGUCUUGGACAUUUGCCGUCCCUGGGCAAUGACUUGAUCUUUCUUCAAAUAAUUUAAUUUCAUUCUUAAGCUGUUUUCUAUUAAGUAAUAUUUAUUCUUACACCCUUUUUAUUUAUUUAUUUUUUAAUCCUAACA